Aspergillus luchuensis is the source of this 1890-nucleotide messenger RNA. RefSeq lists its product as uncharacterized. Gene Ontology annotation, cellular component: cytoplasm; nucleus. Bases 1 to 1890 code for a protein of 629 amino acids. Lineage: Eukaryota; Fungi; Ascomycota; Eurotiomycetes; Eurotiales; Aspergillaceae. Gene Ontology annotation, biological process: mitotic DNA damage checkpoint signaling; protein phosphorylation. The transcript is spliced from 4 exons. The record is from RefSeq and is a predicted model, not a curated record. Gene Ontology annotation, molecular function: ATP binding; protein binding; protein serine/threonine kinase activity.
AUGGAUGAAAUAGCAAAAAGCUUCAGACUAAAUGUGACGGCCGUUUCUGAGAGCUGCAACAGAGAGAUCCUGCAACAUAGCUCCGAUGACGCAGGGAAGGACAACGGGAGAACAGUGGUAAUAUGGAAUAGAAAGGACGAUCUGACUAAAGAUGUAUACCUUGAGAAGUCGCAGUCCGGUCAGUUGCGGGUGGUCAAGCAGGUCACCACAACCGACAAGAGCAUCAAUUAUAGGUCGGAGAUAGACCUCAUGGGAAGAAUUUCCCGAGCUACGGACAAGCCGCUUUUCGUCCAAUUCAUCGGGUGGUUCCCGUACAAGAACCAUGUCUGUCUCGCGAUGGAAUAUUGCCCCUACGGCGACCUCAAAAGUUACUACACACGUCCCAUUCCCGAAGCUGAGGCUCGGAAUAUAUGCACACAACUAUUGGACGGCCUAGAGGUGCUGCACAGUCUCGGCAUUGUGCAUCGUGACAUCAAACCAGAGAACGUGUUAGUCUUCCAGAAGACUCCCAUGAAGGUCAAGAUCACAGAUUUUGGAGUGAGCAAGCGUGCACUAGAAGGGCAAACGGAGCACCGAACAGCUUGUGGAACGAUGGGUUUUAUGGCGCCUGAGGUCUUGCAUCUCGUGGACGAUACGAAAGAAGACUCGACGUUUACCAGCGCGGUCGACAUCUGGUCACUUGGGUGCCUGCUCUACUACAUUCUCACCAAGCAGACCCCGUUCAGCAAGUAUGAGCUACUUCGCGACUAUGCCAAGGGCCGCACAGCAUUCCCUGACGGUCAUCUGAAAGAAUACCACGUCAGCCGUCAGGGGCGUAAGUUUAUUGAGAGACUAUUGGAUCCGCUCCCUGAAGCUCGUCCAUCAGCGUCAGCGGACUUGACAAGUUACUGGACUAUCCCAGAUACAGGCGAAGAGUCAAUAUACCCAGAGCCUCCUAGCCCAGGAGAUGCCGAUCCAUCUGGCUUCUCCCGCGCCUUUGGCGACUCAACACAACCGCCAAUCAAUGAUGCGCAAUGGAUUGGCUUUCCCGAUGUUCCGUUUGAGCUGGGUCCAUUAUCAGACAAUGAUAUGGACUACUUCUCCACAGAGCUCUGGAAUUUCGUCAAAUCAGCUCGAACCUUCGACCGAGCCAGUACAGUCAAGCUCCAGGCACUUCUGACAACUCAUGCAAGCCCCAGCAGGCUACACAAUGGCUACACGGCUUUGCACAUCGCCUCAGAAUCUGCCCCAGCGGAGUGGGUCAAACUACUUCUAGAAUACGGCGCCGAUGCCCAUAUCCGCACAGAACCCGGUCGUGAGACUUCCCUACACCUGUCGACCUCCAAAGGCGACCUGGAAGAUUUCACAAAGAAGUCAGAGCUACUACUAGCCAUCCGCGCUGUCCGGGAAGGCAUCAACGCGCAAAAUUCCAAUGGUGACACAGUCCUGCAUCUCGCAAUUGCCCGUUUUGGGACCGUUUCUGCAAUCCAGCCUUUACUCGACGCCGAGGCAUCAACAAAUAUCAAGGGGCGACAGGGGCGCACGCCACUUCUGUACGCUCUUUACCUGGAGCAAGAGGCGGUAGCGACAGAAUUGUUGGACAGAGAUUCUGACCCUCACGCACUUGACAAUGGGGGGUUUUCUGCUCUUCACUAUGCCAUUGCAUCGAGGACCAUCAGUAUACAGUUUAUCAAACGAUUGCUUGACGCCGGUGUCGACGUGAAUUGGAAGAACGAAGACGACCGUACGCCCUUAUACCUGGCCGCCCAGAAAAGCAAACAGGAAGUCAUGCGUCUACUCCUAGACCAUGGCGCGAUUCCCGAGCUUGGGAAUCCACGACUCGAUAUCCGCGUGAACCAGGUUCAGUUUGCAACGAAGAUUGGAUUGAAAUCUCUGUGGCCAUUUUCGUGA